GUACCCGCCCUCGUCCCCCAAGACCACCAGAGCCGCGGAGAGGAUCAGCACCCCCAGCAGGCCCCCCCCGGCCGUCGCCCCCCCCCCCGGGCCUGGUGGACCCAGAGCCAGAGGGGGGGCUGCCGAAGGUGGGCUUCAGGAUGGAUCUACCGCCUGACACCCCGUCUGAGGACGAGGACUCCAGCUGGACCACCCUGUCCCAGGAGACGCCGUCCCCCCAGACUCCCAACGAGACAGCGGAGGUCUGGACGGAGGGCGAGCUGCCCCCGGGGUGGCGGGAGGUCUCGGCCCCCUCCGAGGUCUACUUCUGGCACGUGCCCACCGGGACCACCCAGUACCACCGGCCCGUCGCCGCCGACAACCAGGGGACCUCUCCGACCCCUGGCGGGCCCGACCCGGAGCCCGAUCCCCUGCUGGGUUCCACCGAGACCGCGAGGCCCCCCGUGGAGCGGCCCAGCAGCCUGAUCUCUGACAGCUCAGUGGAGCCCGUCCCGUCUCCGUCCGGCUCCACCCCUUCCCAGUAUGGCUCCUCCCCUACUCAAGACGUCCCCUCCCCUUGUCCAUCUGGCCCCUCCCCACCUUGCUCCCCUUCCCCUGUGGCCGACGCCCCCGCAUGCGGACGGGAGGCCAGCAUCUCCUACACAGCCAGAGAGUUGAAAGACUACCCGGUCUACCCGGACCCCAGUCUAAAGGCCUUUGAAGGAGCUACGCUACGCUAUGCGUCACUCAGCCUCAAUCCUGCUGCCCAGCUGGAGACGGUGGACCUCAACAGUGCCUGUACCGAUGCAGAAGCAAUGUCCUUCCCGGUGCGCUCCCUGGGCUGGGUGGAGAUGGCGGAGCGGGACCUCUGUGAGGGACGGAGCAGCAUCGCCGUCCACCACUGCAUCAGACAGCUGUCCUACUGCCGCCGGGACAUCAGGGACUCUGCCGGCGUCUGGGGAGAGGGUAAAGGAAUGCUGUUGGAGCUCCAGGAUCGCAUGCUGACCCUGGUUGACCCUGAAGACCGCAGCCUGCUCCACUCUCAGCCAAUCAGCAGCAUCCGUGUCUGGGGCGUGGGACGGGACCAUGACAGAGAAAGGGACUUUGCCUACGUGGCCAGAGACAAGAACACGCGUGUGCUGAAAUGCCAUGUGUUCCGAUGUGACACGCCUGCAGCCGCCAUAGCAACGAGUCUCCACGAAGUCUGCUCCAAGAUUAUGGCUGAGAGAAAGAGUGCCAAGGCUGCAGUCAGCAGCUCCUCACAGAAUGGCUCAGAUGUCCCCCUACAAGAGUUUCCGAUGCCAAAGACUGAGUUGGUGCAGAAAUUCCAUGUGCUGUACCUCGGCAUGACGUCCGUGUCUCGGCCGAUCGGUAUGGACGUGAUCAACAGCGCCAUAGAGAACCUGCUGGCCUCCACAGGGAAGGAGGACUGGACUCCUGUGAUCCUGAGUGUGGCCGACGCCGACGUCGCCGUCAUCAAGGAAAAGGAAGAGGAGGAGGAGGUGCUGGUGGAGUGCCGCGUGCGCUUCCUGUCCUUCAUGGGCGUGGGCCGGGACGUGCACACCUUCGCCUUCAUCAUGGACUCCGGGAACCAGCACUUCCAGUGCCACAUCUUCUGGUGCGAGCCCAACGCCGGCUGCGUGUCGGAGGCGGUGCAGGCCGCGUGUGUGCUGCGCUACCAGAAGUGCCUGGUGGCGCGCCCGCCCUCCCAGAGGGCUGCCUCCUGCUCCUCCUCCACCUCCUCCUCCACCUCCCCCGACUCGGUGACGCGCCGCGUGACCACCAGCGUGAAGCGCGGCGUGCAGUCGCUCAUAGACAAUCUGAAGACCAAGAAGCAGCCGUCGGAACUGCCCCAGCAAUGACCGGGGGGGCCCACGUUGACCCCUGACCACCCC
Molecule: messenger RNA, 1874 nt
Organism: Gadus morhua (Atlantic cod)
Lineage: Eukaryota; Metazoa; Chordata; Actinopteri; Gadiformes; Gadidae
Product: amyloid-beta A4 precursor protein-binding family B member 2
Exons: 14
Coding region: 141-1841 (566 amino acids)
Biological process (GO): regulation of DNA-templated transcription
Cellular component (GO): nucleus; cytoplasm
Molecular function (GO): transcription factor binding; amyloid-beta binding
Source: RefSeq, a predicted model, not a curated record